AUGGAACUUCUCAGCAUCACUGUCGUCUCAAUUGCCAUGGCGAUCUUUGGAUUCUUCCAAGCGAUCCCUAUGGCGGCCAUCCAGACCACCAACAAUUUCCUCCAGACUAUCCAAACAGGGCUGAGAAACAACUUUGUCGUCCGCACGAUCUCUCCUUCCGUCAUUCCUCAGAACACCUCCAUCGUCCAGACCGAAUUUACUCCUCCCGACGAACCUGUCCUGGCCGAACCCCCCAUGGUGGCUGUUUCGGUGGAUAUAACAGAGGACAACCGUGAUAGUUUCGAGCCCAGCUACUUUCCGGGCGUCAACGCAUUAACACCUACAAAAGACAAGACCGACGAUACCUUCACCUUCAUCCGGUCGUAUCUUAGCGACGUGAUGAUCAACAACUUCCUCUACCUGGCCUUGUCGGUGGGGGCGUCCGUGAUCGCCUACGCCUGGAUCAUCGUCUACACAUUCCGGACACGAUACCAAGCGGCAGCACAGCACGCGGACUCGACCAUCAAACACUUUGUCAAAGACCUGCACGAGAAACGCGCAAACCUCGUCCAGAACGUCCAGAACGCAAGCAUGAACCUAGAAGACGAGAUCUACGACAUCGCCGGCACGAUCGCCGAAAACCGCCAGGUGGUGAUUACUGAUCUGAACGAUAUCUCCGACCAUUUCUGUAAGGAGCUCGACGCACAGCUCACCGCGCUUCGCCAGGACAUGGAAGUCAAGCUUGAGGAUGAGUUCGACCGGCAGGCGGACCAGGUCAAGACUUUCAUGCGUCACCUUGAGGAAUCCUGCCUGGAGAUCCCGGACCCGGCGGAGUUGUACCAUCAUAUGCAGUUUGCAGAGGAGGAGGGGGGAGAGCAUCCGCAGACCGACUUUGACGAUGAGCAGUCUUCCGAUACCAGCCAGGACGUCGAGGAUGAAGCCAGAGUGCUGAACGACUACAUUGAAAAGCUUGAGCGGGAACUGGAGGAGUUGGAGAACGAGGAGCAGGCGUGUUACGCGCCUAAACCGCUAAAGGAAGACAGCAAUGCCAAUGUACAUGGCGAAGAUGAAGACCACACGGUCGUCUCUCCUUCUUCUUACUCCGCUUCUUCAGAGGAUAGCGCCCCCAGGACGCCCUCGGAUAGUGGCUCUUCUCCUCUCCGUGGCCGGACAUUGAAGCGUGGUCACUACGGUCAAAAGCGAUGCCAGGAAGUGGCAGACUCUGCCCUCUCCACUCAAGAUGACUCGGACGCCUCGACGUGGUAA
This is a messenger RNA of Penicilliopsis zonata CBS 506.65, 1245 nucleotides long. RefSeq lists its product as hypothetical. The record is from RefSeq and is a predicted model, not a curated record. The transcript has a single exon. The coding region runs from base 1 to 1245 and encodes 414 amino acids. Lineage: Eukaryota; Fungi; Ascomycota; Eurotiomycetes; Eurotiales; Aspergillaceae.